Messenger RNA from Loxodonta africana (African savanna elephant), 4340 nucleotides. RefSeq names its product Rho GTPase activating protein 36 (gene ARHGAP36). The coding region runs from base 394 to 1626 and encodes 410 amino acids. The transcript has 9 exons. Lineage: Eukaryota; Metazoa; Chordata; Mammalia; Proboscidea; Elephantidae. Gene Ontology annotation, biological process: signal transduction. The record is from RefSeq and is a predicted model, not a curated record.
AAACCUUCCGGGUGGACCCACCCCAGACAGAUCACACCCUGAAGACAUCACCCUCAUUGCUACAAGGUGGUCACCUCCUGGCAGGACUUAAGGCAGGCACCUUGAGCCCCGUCGGGGUGGUUGAGUGAAGUUGAGUCCUUUUGCCAGCCCACUGCAGGGUCCUUUUGGCUUACUCCCCAGGGAGAGGCGCUGCGUGUCUGUAGCGGUGGGGUUGGCGCGGGCGUGGUACAGCCCCUGCAGUUCCUCCUGACUUAAGCGUUGGGGGGCUUAGACGUUUCUCGUUCUUCUCUCCCUGGUUCCCCAGCUGUCUCACUCAAGACCUUUGGCAUUCGUCUGGAAGAGGCGCUGGUGAAUGAGCUUACCCGUCGCAAGCAUCUGGAACUGAGAACCGCGAUGCAGAUUGAAGAAUCCACCCGUCAGGCUUCCCGCCGACGUGGAAACGUGGCGCAAAGGAUGUUUGGCCGCAUCAGGCGCCUUUUCAAUCGCAGGCGUGAUGAGCCCUCCUUGCCCCCGGAGUUCACUCGCCGUGGACGUCGAGGUGCAGUUUCUGUGGACAGCCUGGCUGAGCUGGAGAAUGGGGCCCUGCUGCUGCAGACCCUGCAACUUUCCAAGAUUUCCUUUCCAAUUGGCCAGCGACUUCUGGGAUCCAAAAGGAAGAUGAGCCUCAACCCAAUUGCUAAACAAAUCCCCCAGGUUGUGGAGGCUUGCUGCAGCUUCAUUGAGAAAAAUGGCUUAAGCACAGUGGGGAUUUUCACCCUUGAAUUCUCGGCUGCAAGAGUGCGUCAGCUUCGUGAAGAAUUUGACCAAGGUCUGGAUGUCGUGCUGGAUGAUACUCAGAAUGUUCAUGAUGUGGCUGCACUCCUCAAGGAGUUUUUCCGUGACAUGAAGGACUCUCUGCUGCCAGAUGAUCUGUACAUGUCCUUCCUCCUGACAGCAACUCUGAAGCCAGAGGAUCAGCUUUCUGCCCUGCAGUUGCUGGUUUACCUAAUGCCACCAUGCCACAGUGACACCCUGGAGCGUCUGCUGAAGGUCCUGCAUAAAAUUACUGAGAACUGCGAGGACUCCAUUGGCUCUGAUGGACAGUUGGUUCCAGGCAAUCGUAUGACUUCCACCAAUUUGGCCUUGGUGUUUGGAUCUGCCCUCCUGAAGAAGGGGAGGCUUGCCAAGAGGGAGUCCAGGAAAACAAGGCUGGGGAUUGACCACUAUGUUGCUUCUGUCAGUGUGAUCCGUUCCAUGAUUGAUAACUGGGAUAUCCUCUUCCAAGUGCCUCCUCAUAUCCAGAGGCAGGUUGCUAAGCGAGUGUGGAAAGCCAGUCCUGAAGCCCUUGAUUUUAUCAGACGCAGGAAUUUGAGGAGGAUCCAGAGCGCACGGAUAAAGAUGGAAGAGGAUGCUUUACUUUCUGAUCCAGUGGAAAACUCUGCUGAAGCCCGGGCUGCUGUCCUUGCUCAAAGCAAGCCCUUUGAUGAAGGUUCCUCUGAGGAGCCAGAUGUGCCUCCUGGCACUGCCCGUUCCCACGACGAUGAGGAAGGAGCGGGUAACCUUCCCAUUCCGGAGCAAGACCGCCCAUUGCUCCGUGUGCCCCGGGAGAAGGAGGCCAAAACUGGCAUCAGCUACUUCUUUCCUUAAAUGUUUUUCCUUCUAUAAGGUGCCGGACAGGGGAAAAGGGUGGGGGUAGACCUGGGGUGUCGCAGGAAACAUUAAGGAGAGUGUUGAAGGUAAAGAUCUGAGGGUUAGAAGGAGUUCCAGCCUGAUGGCUCGGGUCAGGUUGGGAACUCCAAACACACUGUCAGCCCCUUCACUGGGGAUGCUUGGUCCCUUCAGCUGGUAAAAGCAGAGAUGUUUCUGUGUCAUGCCCAGGCUCCCUGGUGCUACCUUGCCUUUCCCUUUGAACCCUGAUCCUGGCUUUACCACACUACAGUCCAAUCUUUAAUUGAUGUGACAUUUGUGGCAAACACCUGUCCCAGAGAAGCUCACAAAUCUCGAGAUGCUUUCCCUCCCCCAAAGGGAAUUGCAUGUUUUUCCUGAUUUUCCUACCCUCUUCCUGCGAGCUCAAUUGAAAAGCCCUCAAGAGGCAUGCUAGAAAGUUAGGUCAGCCUAUUGACAGCUGACAAACAAUUAAUGCUAAACCAUGUCACACCAACUCAUAGCCGUGUCCCCACGGCAAUUCCACCACCUCAGGAUUUGUUUUUUUCCCCAAACUAUUUAGACCUAUGGCUCAUCAAACAGCCACUCCCAAAAUUCUGUGCAGUUUUGCUUAGGUCAAGUCAACAGGAAAACCUCAAGUGUAAGUCUAACUAGCUUUUCUGGGGUCAAAAAUUAGGGAAAAAAUUUGGAUGAAUUAACCUGGAUCUGUUUUAAAGACAACUGGUGUUCACACCCUGUUGUCAGCAAAACAGCUAGUUAGGUACACACCUAUAGUUCCAAAUAGUUAGAGUCACCUGAUUACAAAUGUUCUUAUCUUACCUAUCGUCUCUGUAGUUCCUCUAUGCAAGGGGGAGACGUGCUCUGGUAACAUAGAUAUGGGUUAGGUAUGACAUCUAAAAUUACAGCUGAUAUUGAUGGGUAACAACUGCUAAGGUCCAUGGAAUGAGGAAUGUUUUGUAUUGAGGGAUAGAAAUUGAUCAUAGAAUGGGUAACAACCGCAAAGCUCGAAGAUUUGUGAUUGUUAAAACUUCUCUGGCGUUUAAUCAUUAAUAAACAUCUGUAUUGUGACAGCAGCAUAUUCAUGGCUUACUGUGUGCUUUAUUUAUUUAUUUUAAUUUGGGGAGUGAGGUAGGAAGCUCUGAAUGGAGAGCUGAAGGGUAAAUGGAGGUAGGGGAUGGGAAUAAGAGGGUGACAUGGAAUAAAGGAAAGGGGAUAACAUGGGAUAAAGGGAAGGGGAUGACAUGAAGUAAAGGGGAGAGGGUGACAUGGAAUAAGGGGGAAGGUGACAUGGAAUAAAAAGGAGGGUGACGUGGAAUAAAGGGGACAGGUGGCAUAGAAUAAAGAGGAGAGGGGACAUGGAAUAAAGCAGAGGGGUUACAUGGUACAAAGGGGAGAGGUGACAUGGAAUAAAGGGGGAAGGGUGACAUGGAAUGAAGCAGAGGGGUGACAUGGAAUGAAGGGGAGGGGUGACAAGGAAAAAAGGGGAGGGGUGACAUGGGAUAAAGGGGAGGGGUGAUAGAGUAAAGGGGAAGGGCGACAUGGAAUAAAGAGGAGGGGUGGCAUGGAAUAAAGGGGAGAGGUGAUGUGGGAUAAAGGGGAGGGGCGACAUGGGGUAAAGGGGAGGGGUGACAUGGAAUAAAGGGAGGUGAAGUUGAUAAAGGGACAUGACAUGGAAUAAAAGGGAAGGGUGACAAGGAAGAAAGGGAAGGGGGUAACAUGGAAUAAAGAGGAGGGGUGACAUGGAAUAAAGGGGAGUGAAGUUGAUAAAGGGACGUGGUGAUAUGGAAUAAAGGGGAGCUAGUGACGUGAAAUAAAGGAAAGGGUGACAAGGAAUAAAGGGAAGUAAAAUGGAACAAAGGGGAGGGGUGGUAAUUGAAUGAAGGGGAUAGAAGGGUUGAAGUACAAUAAAGAAUUAAGGAAGGAUGAAGGAGAAAUAGGGAAGAGGAAUGAAAGAGAAGGGGGAGGGGCUUCAGUGGAGAAGGAAGGAAGGUAAAGGGGGAGACCACUAAGUAUUCUCAACUGAGAAUUUUCUCCUGAAUUGGUGAAAAAUGAAAACCUAAAACAUCUGGAGACAUGAUUUCCAAGGUAAGAGGAGGAAGAAUGUGCUGCUGUUUGAUUGAUAGAACCUUCAACCUCUCUUGAAGGCUCAAGGCUUCUUGAUAUACUUGGGAAUUUCCCAUGUCAGUGACAGAGACCCAGAAAGUGAAAUGGAGUGUAUUAUUUAUUUUUGCACAAUCUGCUUUAGGAUAUUUCCUUGCAUAGAGCCUUACAGACAGCAGAAAUGUAAUACUGGCUCCCUCCUAUAAUAAUUCUAUUAUAAUUGAUAAUUAUGAUGAUAUUCUUCCCAAGGUUGUGGCACUGUUUAAAAGUUUGACAUGCAUCAUAUUAUUUAAUCUCCACAACAACCCCAUGAGAUACAUGGUACUGUCAUCCUCAUUUUAUUUUUGAGGAAAAUAAGAUACAGAAAGGAUAAGUAACUUGCCUAUAUUACUCACCUGGUUAGUAAAAAAAACAGCCACUGUAUCAUAUUGACCCAUUCAGCCUGGGAUUCUACCUCUGACAGAAAGAUGCAUUGUGAUUACCUUAGUCAUUUUCUUGGAUUGGGGAUUGUACUUUCAAUAACCAAGCUUCAGUUUCCUUUCUUGUAGGCCCUUUCUCUCCAGACAGAAUGAGCUGUUUGUUAGAAAUAACUGUGG